Messenger RNA from Miscanthus lutarioriparius, 2523 nucleotides. Lineage: Eukaryota; Viridiplantae; Streptophyta; Magnoliopsida; Poales; Poaceae. The record is from the annotation of a GenBank genome assembly.
AUGUCACGAGGCGAGUUGCGCGGAGGGUCCGAGGACGGGAGCGCCGGGGACGGCGACGACAGGGAGACCGUGAAGCAGCGGUUCUCGUGGACGCCGCACAUGUUCUGCAAGACGCUCACGGCCUCCGACACCAACACGCACGACGGCUUCUCCGUGCCGCAUCGUGCCGCCGAGGACUGCUUCUCCAGGCCCUCAGCACGCACGGCAAGGCCAGAGGUCGCCAGGGCUGCGGCUGCUUGGGCCUCCAUUGCGAUCGGGCGGCCAUCAUCAUCUUUGGGCGGCGAUCCAUCCAUGGGAGUCGAGGAAGGGAAGGACGUUCUCCUUUUUGGCCCGGAGGCAUGGGCGCGGGCGGGAUCGGCGGUGCGGCUGAGGCGAUGGCGGCGCAACAGCUGUGGCAUUGAGGGGCACGGAGAGGUGCGUGAUGAAGGGGCCUUGAGGGAAGGCGCUGGUGCUGCACGGCCGGCUAACGUGGGUUCAAGCGCAAUUUCAAAGCGUAUGGCGGAGCUCUCUGCGUUGGACGCUGAGGCUGACGAGCUCUCGGGCUCGGACGCCGAUGCCGACGGAGGCUCGGGCAGCGGCGACGACGUGGAGGAGGAGGAAGGUGAUGAAAGCGAUGAUGACCCCCUUGCGGACGACUUCCUAGCUGGUAGCGACGAAGGAAGCGAGGGUGGUGACUCUGGACUGGAGUCAGAUGAGUCUGAUGACCUCGAGGCAAAGUCACGAGCAAUUGAUGAGCAGAAACUCAAGGCGGAAGAAGAUGCAGAGGAGGAACUUCAAAUCAACAUAAGAUCAGAAUCUGAUGAGUUCAGAUUACCCACGGCGGAGGAGCUGGAGGAAGAGGAACACAGACCACCGAACCUACCAAAUCUCAAAAGGAGGAUAUCAGAAAUUGUUCGAGUGCUCUCAAACUUCAGCAAGCUGAGGCAGAAAGAUGUUCCGCGAAAAGAUUAUAUCAAUCAACUGAAAACUGACAUCAUGUCAUACUAUGGAUAUAAUGAUUUUCUCGUUGAAGCAUUAAUUGAGAUGUUCCCAGCUGUUGAGCUUAUUGAGUUACUGGAAGCCUUUGAGAAAAGACCACCUGAGUGCUUGCGGACAAAUACACUAAAGACCCGGAGGAGGGAUCUUGCCGCUGCUCUUAUACCAAGAGGAUUUAAUUUGGACCCAAUAGGCAAAUGGUCAAAGGUAGGAUUAGUUGUCUAUGACUCCACGAUUUCAGCUGGUGCUACUACUGAAUAUAUGGCUGGACAUUACAUGAAACAAGGUGCAAGUUCUUUCUUACCAGUGAUGGCACUUGCUCCACAGGAGAAGGAGCGAAUUGUUGAUAUGGCUGCUGCUCCAGGCGGUAAGACUACAUACAUUGGCGCUCUUAUGAAGAAUACCGGAAUCAUCUAUGCAAAUGAGUUCAAUGAGAAAAGGUUGCAUGGACUUUUGGGAAACAUCCAUCGCAUGGGCGUGACAAAUACCAUAGUUUGUAACUAUGAUGGUAAAGAGCUACCCAAAGUUCUCGGGAUGAAUUCGGUUGACAGAGUAUUGCUGGAUGCUCCCUGCACAGGAACUGGGACCAUUUGGAAGGAUCUACAAAUCAAAACAUCAAAGGACAUUGAAGACAUCAGAAACUGUGCCUUUGUCCAAAAGCAAUUGCUGCUAGCUGCUAUUGAUUUGGUUGAUGCCAACUCCAAAACUGGUGGCUACAUUGUUUACUCAACUUGUUCGAUAAUGAUCCCAGAGAACGAAGCAGUAAUUGACUAUGCACUUAAAAAGAGAAACGUAAAGCUUGUGCCUUGCGGGUUGGAUUUUGGGCGUCCAGGAUUCAUCCGGUACCGGGAGCAUCGGUUUCAUACUUCUUUAGAAAAAACAAGAAGAUUUUAUCCUCAUGUCAAUAACAUGGAUGGAUUUUUUGUAGCUAAGCUGAAAAAGUUAAGCAAUACAAUCCCGGUGACGUCUGAGUCGUCUAAAGCAUCUGAAGGAGCAGCUGAAAAGGUUGAUGGCGAAGACGAGAAAGCUAUUUCUAAUGAACAAGAGACAGCUGUUCCUGGUAAAGAUGAGAAAACUGUUGAGAUGAAAAAUCGUAAAAAGGCUAAGGUGACCAAUAAAAGAACAAGUGUCACCAAAGAGACUGGAGGCCAUAAACGUGAAUCUAAUAGGCCAGGAAAGCAUCUCAAGAAAAAUAAGGAUAAUGAUACAAAUGAAAUUGAUGGCCCUGAAAGCACUGAAACAAAUGGAGACGGGAAAGAAGAGCAUCAUGAACAAACCAAGCAAACUAACCACAAAAGAAAGUUUGCUUCUGAUAGAUCCAAAAAAUCUGGCCCUGAGAGCUUCUCGGGUGUCAAAGAGAAGAAACAGGUCGGUGACAAGAAGCCGAAAAGGAAAUGGCAAUUCAAGCUGAGGCGAGACUGGGAAGCUGAAAAGAAAGGUGCCAAGAGGAGAAAGGCAUCUCAAGUUUUAUCUUUAACGAGUGACAUAUCUGGCAGGGAAACUGAAGCAAGUUAUCUUGAUGAAUGCUAUGUGAAUCCUGCUGCUUGA